GAAAUGAGGUUUGCAUUUUGUUCUGAAAGCAGAGUUUAGUUGUGGAGGAGGGUUUUGCCAGGGGGAGCUGGUUAGUUGCAAAUUCACUGGCUCUGGCGACCCUGACCGCCCACUACUACCAUGGAUGGAGACCCUGAAUAGCCUAGCUCCCUCAGGUAGGAUCUCAGCUGCGCCACCACGAUUCCACUAUCCCUGGGGCCCAGGAUUGGGGCAGUUCUACUUUCGUUCCCAGGGAAGUGCUGAGCAUAGAGUGAGAGGGACAGUGGCAGGAGAGGGGCCCAGGGUGUGUGGGGAAGCGUGGGCCUGCUGCGGCUGGUGAGUAACUCUGCCAGGCGCCCCUGCCGCUCCCCCAGCUGACAGCCGCCUACGCUUCACAAUCGGAGCCAGUUUAUCAGGAGAGGGGGAACAGGCACUUUGAAGCUUGUUGCCAUCUCGGUUGCCGUGGCAGCAGCAGUCCUGUGUUUCCUGACAUGGGGAGCGGUGGUGAGUACAGCAGCUGAGCUGAACGAAGAGACGCCCAGGAGAUUCAAUCGUUCGGGGUCCCCGAGGGCCUGUGGGGAGACUCGCGGAUGGGCCUCUGGCACUCCACGCCACAGCUGGAUUGCACCUCCUCCGUGUGCCAUAGAUCUGGAUCUGUGAGAUUCUCCUUGGAAAGGGCAGUAUGUGAAGCAAACAUCAGUACCUGAGACUAAGCUGCACUGAUGACCCUUCAAAAGAGGGCACCCCCCCUCCCUCAUACCACCGGGCCAUAAAUGUCCCACCAGAAGCAGAGCAGCUUUCCUGGCCUGCCGUCCCGGUACAGCGGUGAUGGAUGCUUCCAGCAUGGCACUGUCAUGGGGGCCUCAGGCUGGGCUGGCCAGGAUCCUGAGAGCUAUAAAAGAAGCCCACGGGCAUCUCGACCCUGUUCCGUGUCGGAACUGGAGAGGAGCUACACAAACAGCUACCCCUUGUCAGGGGUCCCCUUGCAAGGAGAGAACCCUCUGAACGGGACGCCAGGACCCUGGGAGCCCGGCCACUCAAACAGCGCAUGGAGAGAAUCCAGCAGGGGCUUUUUUAGGCCCAAGCACAUCGAAAGAGCCAGGUCCAUGAGCCCCUUGCGAGGGAUCCACUCCAUAGAUAGUGGGAUAGUUUUAACCAAUGGCAUGGAAUGUGCCUGGAAACAUUCCAGCCCACCACUCAGAAGGAGGCAUUCUUUAUCUCGUCUCCCGGACUGGGACACAGAAGAAUAUGGUCCCAUGCGGCCAUUGGUUCGAAGGGUGUGGAGUGGAUUGGAGCUGGACCUGCGGGCAUCUUUACCAGAGAAUGUGCAGAGGACUGCAGGGCUGGGGCCCUCUCUGCGGGACGCUCCUGGGGUGCUAGAGGGACAGGCAGAAGAGCUGCAGAAACUGGAACUCAACAGGGUGAAGUUUGAGCUGCUUUCCAUUAAGCAGAAGCAGAUGGAGAGCUCUCUCGCCCAACUAGAGAAGGAAAAGAGCUGGUUGGACCUGUCCCGCUAUGAAGACCAGAAACAGAGAGGGGACCUGCAAGAGAAGAUCCUUAAUUUGGAGAUGGAGGUGGUGAAGGCCAAAUCCUGCUUGAGCAGAAUGAGCUGCCGCUCGGUCUCCCCAAGUCCCAGACAGAGGUUGUCUGCGGAAAAGGAGGAGCUGAACCGAGAAAUGACAGCUCUUCAAGAAACCCUGAGUGGUUACAAGGAGCACAUGAAGGUUCUGGAAGCAGAACGGGAUGAAAUGACCCAGCAGCUGAACUCAGCCAAAGAGGGGCAACAGCUGGCUUUCAGCCAGACCAAUGAGGCCAACCAGAGAGUGACGGACUCGCUCCAGGCGACAACAGCACUGCACAAGGAAAUUGGCAGACUCCAAGUGGCUUACAACAGCACCAGCCGGGAGAAGGAGCUGCUGUCUUCCAAGGUGGCCAGACUGGAGGAGAGAGUAUCUGAGCUCACCAUGAAGCUGAAGCCUGCCCUGUCCAACAGGGAGAGGUUCCUAAAGGAGAAAGUGGAGCUGCACCAGCAGGUGCAGGAUCUCACCCUGCAAUUAGAACAUGCGCAGCGGAGCCGAGAGGGAUUCAACAGCCAAGUGUCAGACCUCCAUCUGGAGCUGGUGAAUGCCAAGGCCCAGGCCAACCGCCAGGACCAGGAGAAGGUCCUGAUGAAGGAGGAGCUGGUGACCCUCAGACAGGUAAAUGAGAAGCUUUCCUCUGAACUGGGUCAGAGCCGCCAGAGACUGGAGACCUCCCUGGGUCAGCUCCACCAGCUGGAGGCUGAGAAGAAGAUCCUGACCAAUAGGAUCCAGGCCCUGGAGACUGAGCGCACGCAGCUGCUGGGUGAACAGGAGGCGCUGAAGUCAGAAAUGCAGAGGGAUGCUGGAGGCCAGGGGAAUGAUGUGGCAGCUCUUCAAACGACCUGCGAAGGGCUCAGGGCAUCGCAGUCCCUGUUGCAGGCGGAGAAGGAAGCCCUGCAGGCUCGCUGCAUGGAGCUGGAGGCUGCCCUGCGGCACAAGCAGGAGGAGUUGUGUGGCCAGCUUGCAGAGCAGCAGCAGGUCUCCCAGCACUGGAAGGACAGAUGGAACCAGGCGGCUGUGGCCCUAAAAACCAAAGAGGAGGAACUGGAGCAAGCACAUGUGGCACGUCAGAGCUUGUCUGCCAAGCACACAGAGCUCCUGGAGGACUGCGAGCUGCUCCAGGUGGAUGUGGAGGAGCUGGCCGAGCUGAGAGGCGCCAUGUGCAGCCUGAAGGAAGAAAACGGAGACUUAAUGAGACAGCUGAGGGAGCAGCAACAGGCCACCCAGCUGCUGCAGCUACAGCAAGAGCUGGCUACAAACACAUCUGUACCGGGAUCAGACUCAGAGAGGACUUCAGAACAAGAGGCCCUUUACAGAGAGAUCCAGGAAACCCACGACAGGAUAAAGAGGCUGGAGAAUGAAAAAGCUGAGAUGAAGUCCGAGAUCAGGAAGCUGAAGCUGGAUGGCGCUUCUGUCCUGCGGAUUGAACUGGACGCCUGUAAGCAGGAGCUGGAGCUGGAAAAGAGCCGCAGUCAGGCUCUGAAUGGCAAAGUGCAGCUGCUGCAGUCCAGGCGCUGGGACAAUGCUACUCCACCACGUGAGCAGAUCAAGUUCCCAGCAGCCUCCAAUACCACAACAACAUCUGGCUUAGAGAUGGAUUGUCCUGUGUCCUCUCCAAGAAGUUCUCAGAUUUCCAGUCCUCAAGGAGAGCCGUUGGCCAUGGAGAGCCCCCAGGGCUUGAUGGCCUCAGGGGGCCUGUCUGAGGUGGAGAGCCUGAAGCAGGAGCUCCAGAGGGAGACUGCAUCCCGGCAGGAAAAGGAGGAGCUGAUCUGGACUCUGAGAGAGGAAUUAGAAGAACUGAAACUAAAGCAGCCAGGAGACAUCAAGGCCUCCCUGGAGGAAGUAGACACAGAGUUAGUGCUGGUCCGAGAAGAGCUGCAGAAGGUUUGGGACAUGCUGAAAACACGUGAUACGGCACUGGAAGAACGACACCUGGAGUUAGAAUCAGCCAGGAACCAGUACACUGAAUGCAGCUCAGAGAAGCUGAGACUGGAACAACUCGUCGCCUCUCUGGAGCACCAGCUGGCGGAGAGGGAACAGGCCUUGAGGCACCUUCGACAAGCAAGUGAGAUGGAAAAAACCAAGCUGGAGAUUCAAGCCUCUUCGUUAGAGCUGAAGCUGCCAGAAGUGGAGGUCCUGAGAGACGACGCCCACCGACGCAACCAGGCAUCGGGCCCCCCAGAGGUACAGAACUGGGGCCCCAGGCAGAGCCGUGCCAGCCGCUCCGAGGGGAAGUGCUCCCAGUGUGAUGCUUUUCUGGCCCAGCUGAACAAGAUGAUUCAAAGCUGUACAGAGAAAGGGGCUGUGCUGCAGGAGGACCAGACCUUGACCUACCUGUGUGAGCUGCAGGGGCUCCUCAAGGGGCUGAGUCAGUGCACAGCCGGCCAAGUCACAAGGAGCCCCCAGGAAAAGAGCCAAACCUUGGAACAGCAGCAUCAGCUGGUGACCGAGCAGCUCAAGGGCUUGUUCAGACAGAGGCAGCAGCUGCAGUCAGGGCACAGGAAGCUGUCAAGAGACCAGAAGGACGAGUGCUCAGUGGAGCAAUGGGUGAAGAACUCUCAAGUGAAUGCAAGAGGAGCCAUCAAGCCACACGGGAAACCUCCACAGGAGCUAAGAGAAAAGCAGCAGCCUGUGCCAGGAGAUCUGGGCUUCUCCACCAGCACCGAAGAAGCGCAGAGCCUCAGGCUGCAACUGCAAGAGAAAACGGAAAUGAUUUCCGCCAUGGCCUCUGAGAUCCAGGGACUGCAGCAAAAGAACGAACACCUGAUGAAAGCGAAACUGCGGUUUCAGCAGCAAAUCCAAGACAUCCGCAGCCUCCAGCAGCAGCGACAGGAAAGGAGCGACUCAGACCUGCUGGUUCCUAGGCUCUCCAGCCGGCAGGAGCUGGAGUUGGGGCUGAGCCAACGGAGCGAUGGCUCUGCACCUCCGACUGGCGGUGAUCCCCAUGCUUCUCUGUACCUAGCCAAGCAGGUGGUGCUGCCCGAGGCAGGAGACGAGCUGUGUUGCUUCAGUUCUGAAAGCAGUGGCAGCCAGUCCCACGGGUCCCAGGCAGGGUCAGAACUGCCAGCGCUGCCGCUGAGCAAGCUCCCUGCUGAUCCUGUGACUGGGAAGCUGCCUCCCCCGUCCACACUGCCCCUCCCAGCCUCCACCUCAGCAUCUGGCAAAUCCUCCCCCGAGGCCCGCUCGGCCCCAGUGAGCCCCCGGAGCCAGCCUGGCAGCCAGGAGUCCUCGUACACUCCCAAGGGGGCAGUGCUGCUCUCGCCAAGACCCUUCCGGGCACAACGACUGGGCUCGCCCUUUAAAUUCAGAGUGAGCCCGGAGCCCCCAGGGGAGAGCUGUGGCAGCUGAAGCACCCUGUCCGUUGAGAUCAGACUAGAUGAUCACAACGGCCCCCUUCUGGCCUUGGAAUCUAUGAAUCCUGCAUGGCUGGGUACACGUGGCUUUGAAUGAUCCGCUCUGUGCCCUCUCCUUGUCCCCUGAGCUGUUCGCCGUAGAGUCUGGCUGGUAAAUGAAUGAACAUAGCAUGUUCUCUUGGAACUGGCUGUUUCCCCCUGGCAGCGGCGAAAGGUGGUCUCCUGACCCCUUGGGUUGGAAUUCAGAUUGGGGGCAUUACAGGGGAGGGGCUGUUCUUGCACUAGCCGGGCAACUAAGUCCAACAGUCCCUAGUUCCCCGCGCACCUGGGCCUCCUGGAGUAGGGAGCCAUCAGUGUGGUCUGUGAGCAGCAAAUGGUUCGAUGUAUGCUACAGGUUCUUUCCUUGCCCGAGCAUCUGAGCACCUGCCACUCAUGCGUUAAGGGAUUUGACUCACUUUUGCCAUGCGUAGUUCUUGCUUUCGCUCGUCUUCUCCCCAGGGGGAGAACUGUGUGCAGUGGAGUGUUGGGAAACAUACCCCCUGCUCUGUGUUUAUAUGGGGAAGGGACGGUCAGAGGGGUGCGCCUGGCACCUAGACCAUGAGGUGGGGAGGGUUGUGAUGGUCCUUGGGUUCAUCCCACAGUCUGAGGCUGGCCCCCAAGACAGCUCUGCCUCCUGCAUAGCCGAGCUUUACCCUGAAGUUAGGAAGUGCCUUGGUGCCAGAGGCGCAGAGCCCAACCAGGCCCCAGCCCAAACCUUUAGGUGAUCUUCUACAUAGGCUGGGCCUCUUCUGUUCCCCUGAGACAGAGAGCUUGCUUCUCCCUUUCCUGGAAGCUCAACCUCCUGAGGGAGAGGAGGCCGUAGAUAGAGUACCCCCAAGCUACACCAGCUGCAUUGCUCAGCUGCUGCACUGAGGAACAGGCAGCAGAGCAGGCCCACGCAGCUCACUGCCUCCAGUUCCCUUGUCCCUAGCAGCCCUGCCUUCAGAGUCAUCAGGCAAUGACCACUGGAUGGGCCCACCUUUUGCAUUGUAAGCAAGAUCUCCCUUACUGCUCACUGCUGUGCUGCCACAGCCCUUCCAAAGAGCUGAAAGAGUUGGUGGAGGGGGCAGGUGCCCCACUGGCAGUGCUUGGGUUUCCCAGGGAAGUGGGUUUCAGUGGUGGGCAGCUAAGGAUUGUCAGCAUAGUCACAGAUGGAUUUGAUUUUUGUGAAGACCUGAUGCCCUCUGGAGCAGGUCUUGAUCCUCUUCCCCAGCUCUCCGUGCUGCCCUGUGCUUGCUGUGAAAACCCCUUGGCAUCGGGCACUGAUCGCUAUCCCCGCAGCUGAUUUCUGGGGUGGGAGCAAAUCCCCACCCUCACUAUCCUGCUUCCUGUGUGGAUAAUGUGUCUGUCUUCCAUAAAGGACUGAAAUGUG
This is a messenger RNA of Chrysemys picta bellii (western painted turtle), 6323 nucleotides long. RefSeq names its product myosin-3. NCBI's taxonomy places the organism in Eukaryota, Metazoa, Chordata, Testudines, Emydidae. Gene Ontology annotation, cellular component: cytoplasm; myosin II complex; myosin filament. Gene Ontology annotation, molecular function: actin filament binding; microfilament motor activity. The record is from RefSeq and is a predicted model, not a curated record.